UCUUUUUUAUUCGUUCGUUCUUCGUUCGUUGGGGCAACGGAAGCGAACGAUCUCAGAGCAACACAACACACAAACAUGGCCGCAUUCUGUGUGUAAUGAUUGUAUUAUCAGCAUCAGCACGUUUUCGGCUGCUUACGUGUUCGCCGAGCUGCCACUGUGAGUUAGCCGAGUCGGUGUGAUUUUGACUAGCAAUGGGCUUCGAAAGUAUGAGAGGAACACACGGUCGGUGUCCUCCACUGCUGGUCGGCGGCCUCCUAGUUGUCACCUUCGUGCUCACCUGCAACUGGUGGUCCUCCUCAACGCAGAGCAUUGAACUCUUGAAGCAACUCGAUGAACUCGCCGAACAGCUCAGACGAUGCAACGAAGAGAGGGAUCAGAGUAUCCAGCUACGUCUGUCCGUUGAAGGACGGCUAAAAAGUACGGAGGAGGAGUUGGCACAGCUCAGGGUGCGGUUAGAGCAGCAGGAUGUGAAUGCUGACGACACAAGGAAAAGUCUUCAGGAGAAAGAUGUCGAAAUCAAGACGUUGCAAAACGACGCCGAAGGUGCGAAGAGUGCUGCAAAGCUUUGCAAAACGGAGCUGGAGUCUUUAAAGAAAGUGAGCCAAUCUCAAGAGGAAGUGAUCAAAAGCUUGAAGAUUGAGAAAGAUGAAAUGCUGAAGCAGAAAGAAGAACGGAGGAAGGAUGUGGAAAAGCUCAAGACUGAGUUAGAUAAGGUCACUGCUGAUCUUAACAAUUUGAAGGCCAGUCAGCCAGCCGGAGUUGCUGCUAAUGCAGGGGGCCCUAAUUUAGCAGCGUUUUACCGUUCGCAAAUUCGGGGUUACGAUAAUCGCGUUUCAAACGUCGAGAUUGUCGAUCGCGGUUUGACGGGCAUGAAACCUCAAAUGGCCCCGAUCAUGCCCAGCGACCCUCCCAAUGCCUACCGUCCACCACCCCGGUUUAGUGUAACCCAACUCCAUUCCACACAAGCUAAAGCUCCUCCAAGUGGCACAAACACAAAAACUAAAGCUGCAGAUCUAAAUGCUGAUGAGAAAGACGAAGACAAUGCCAAAGAAAGAGAAGACCCCAUAAAUAACAAUGAGGCUGUGGACACUGCGGACGACGAACGAUUUGACAACAAGAACGCCAACGAGGAAGCUGACAACAACAACCUUCCAGACGAGAACCCAGUCGAAGACAGCGUGGAUCAAAUGGCUCAAGCCAUUCAACAAGAAAACAACAACGGUGGAAUUGGUGCCAUUCCUGCUCCUGCAAAAUCUUAAAAAAAGACAUUUGAGUUUUGUUGACAAUUUGCUUUUAAAUUAGCUAUACCAACUUGAUCAUUUCUAUUACUCAAAAGUUUUAAAUGACUAGAAAAUACGUGUUUAUGGUUGCCAUCUCUCUAUUAUGACACAUUCUGUGUAAUGUGCUUGUUGAAUGUAAAUCCACGCGUUUUUGACUCGGUGUGUGAUGUUGUGCUAUUCAAAUUUUAAGGUUUAAGAAGUAAAGAUUAAGAUGAUGCCUGUGAAGUGACUGCAUUGAUCUGCUCGUGUUUGGAGUGCAAAGUGCAAGCACUGCUUUUUCUGAUAUUUACACUUAAGGUUCGUUUCUACAUGUAAAGUUCAAAGUUAAGUGUUACAAUUUUUUUAUGGAUGGCUGCUUGGUAUGAAGGAAACCAAUUUUUUUACAAAAAGAAUUUAUAUAAAUUAUUUUGGCAGUGUUAUUCCACUUGAAAUAAGUAUUAAAUAUAAUUUAUUGCAAUAAAAUUUAUUUAAAUUGCUGUAAAAAUCAA
Molecule: messenger RNA, 1768 nt
Organism: Neocloeon triangulifer
Lineage: Eukaryota; Metazoa; Arthropoda; Insecta; Ephemeroptera; Baetidae
Product: Golgi membrane protein 1-like
Exons: 8
Coding region: 192-1259 (355 amino acids)
Source: RefSeq, a predicted model, not a curated record